This is a messenger RNA of Penicillium coprophilum, 3129 nucleotides long. RefSeq lists its product as uncharacterized. Bases 1 to 3129 code for a protein of 1042 amino acids. The transcript is spliced from 9 exons. Gene Ontology annotation, cellular component: cytoskeleton; cytoplasm. Gene Ontology annotation, molecular function: protein serine/threonine kinase activity. NCBI's taxonomy places the organism in Eukaryota, Fungi, Ascomycota, Eurotiomycetes, Eurotiales, Aspergillaceae. Gene Ontology annotation, biological process: actomyosin structure organization; peptidyl-threonine phosphorylation. The record is from RefSeq and is a predicted model, not a curated record.
AUGGCAGGGCAACUCGCUCAAUUAGUGCGCGAGGUAGAGCGUCUAGUCACUGCGCCUUAUGUGCCUUCGUUACAGGAUCUCCAUGAUCUGGUGCGACAAACCCAACCUCCAACAAUAGGCGCCUGGGCAUUAUCCAAGCCCUGUCAAGUAGGCUUGUUGGCUGAUGUUUUGAUCGAAGCCUUGUCGCGAUCGCGUGUCGCUUUGCCUCUGAUCACGGCUUUUGCAUCUACAUGUGCCUUUAGAGAUGCGAUACUCGAGCGACAUCCGGUCAUUUUAGACGCAUUCCUAGAAAAGGCCCUGGACACUCAAGGAGCCGAGUAUUCCACGGCAUGUAUCGCAUUAUUCUCAUCAUCCCUGCCAGCGGGUGUUGUGCCACCAGCUAGGACUGCCGCCUUCAUCACGAAGCUGGUCAGCAUGAUGGCAGAAAAUCCCUGCGUUGAGACCGUAGCACCUCUUCACACAGUCAUCUCAGGACUCAAAGGCUCGCCACGGAUCCUGAAUGAUAUUUCGUCCGAGGUCAUGUCCAAUCUGCAGGUGGAAUUUACCAAAACAUUGCGCAACCUUGACGAUCAUAUGGGCAACCUCCUCUGUCUGGCAACCUUUGCGCAGAUCGCGACGGCAUUAAAUACAACAUCUCAAAAUCAACACGGAUCAGAAGCGCCAUGGCUUCUAAGUAUUAAGCAUUUCUUUGGCCAGAAACGCGGCCUCAAAACACUCGACUUGGUUGUCUUGCGUGUCAUACUCGCUUGCUCAUCCAGUUGCAAUUUGGCGCCGCCCCAGGCGGCUGAGAGCAUUCGGUUGGCCAUUUGCAUCGCCGACGCAAUUGAGCCUGAGCAGAAACAGGCUUGGAUAGCAGGCAACAAUCCUAAGAUUGCUAAGCUGUGCGAGAAGGCUGUCAGAGAUGGUCUUUAUGGUCAAACACAAACGAUGGUAAUCGUCUUCUUGCACACACUUCUCCCGGCACAUUCAUUGCCAUCCCAGCUACAGGAGCUUGGCCUAAAGGUCCUUUUGUCCGAGAAUAGCCAAGAGACCAUGGAAAGGAUGCCCUAUCAACUGACUACACGCCUCGCAAAGUCUCUAGCAGGGUCUGGGGAGCCUGCCACUCGUCAACUUUUGACCUUUACUUUCGAUGUCUUACGGGGUAAUAAAUGGUUGGGGAUGGGACAGCUCGCAGCAUUGAGCUUAGCGCUCUCUAUACUAGCUGGUGUGCAAGAAGUACAUCCCGAAAUUAUGCUUUCCAGUGUCAACAACUCCAUGGCCCCUUUGAGGAAAGUUCUUGGGGAGAUGAUGGAAUACUUCCCCCAACAGCCAAGCGAAAGCCAAUGCGGUGGUGGAUCAUGGUGUGGAUCUGAGCUAUACACAAAGCAAAACAAGCUCUUCCUAUCUCUACUAAAACUUUACAACGUGGUUUCAGAGCAAAAAAGAGGCGACAUCAUCAUGAAAUGUUUUAUGGGACGAGUGGAGCAGCUGAUGCCGCGCAUCGAGUGUGCCUUCUCAACAACAAGUCCCAACGCCUUCCGUGGCUCCCUUGCUUUGCGCGACAGACAUGGCCUCUCGUCAACUCAGAUAAAUCGUGAUUGGCGCUCUGGGGUUACCGAACUCUUUAUGCAGAAUGCUCAGAGCUCUCACGACAGCAUGAUGAGAAAAAUCGAGGAUAUGUGCUUUGACCUAGAGAGUCGUUGUCAUGAUGUUGAGGGACCCCUACGAGCUACCGAGGAAGAACGGGACAAAUAUGCGAGUGAAAACGAGCAACUGAGAGCCCAAAAUACAGAGCUUGAAACCAAGUCAAGGGGCUUAUCCGACUGUUUUGCUGAACUCGGUCACGAGAAAACAUAUGUUGAACAACUCCUUCAAGGUCAAUACACAUACACCGAUGAGCUGAAGACAUUGCUGGAAUCUGCGCGCGAAGAGAUUCAGCGGCAGCAACAAACUUCCGAGAAGACACUGCUUGUUGAAAAGGAAAAGGCCCGCUCCAAGGAAUUGGAGAUGAUGGCUACUUUAACUGAAAAGGAUGAUCAACUGGAGGAGCUUCAGCAGGAAAUGUGCAGUUUGCAAAUGAAAAAUGAGCAGACACGCCAGAGUCUCGAUCAAGUAUCGAGCGAAAGUGCUACAUUGUCUGAACUCUCCAGCUCUCUGAAACAAGAGCUUGCUAGUGCUACAGAGACAUUGAAACAGACUAAACUUCUUGCUGAUGAGAAAGAAGAUGACGUGAACCGCCUCCAAGCCCAGGAGGAAGAGUUGCGAAAGGAACUGGGAUCUAUGGAAACAGCGGUUGCACAACAGAAUGUUGAAGUUGAGAGGCUCUAUUCUGCAUUGGAAGAGUUGGAGAAAAAGUCCCGGAUUGAGAUUGAACAGCUGAAAUAUGAUCACGAAGCCGAAGCUUCUCGAGCGAUAUCUGAGAUAGCAAAACAUGAGACAGAAAAUCGUCGAUUGCAAGCUACUAUGCAAGCUGCCGCUCUUGAUGCUUCCAGAGAUGUGCAAUCGAAAGACAAACGGAUCAAUCACCUAGAGAGAAAGGUGCAAGCCUUACGAGACGAACGUGCUGCCAAGGCCCGUGAGUUCUCAGAAGCACAACAACACAUCGGUCGUCUAAUGGGCGUGAUGGGCUUCUCGGCCAACGCCCCCGAGUCAAACACCCCUUCGAACCACCAACGAACCAGGUCCUCCGUCAACGCCACUCCGGCUGCUAGGAUCCCGCAAACCAUAAGUGAUGGUGAAGAUGACACACAGUCAGCAGAGCCAUUUGAAUCCAUGACCUCCAACUUCAAUUGUCCUACCCCAAAACGACCAAGAGGGAACCGCAAGUCAACAAGCCUGCCUUAUGACUCGAGUACUCCCUCUGCUGCAGGUCGUAAGACGAAAACUCCACCUCCGGCCAGUGGCAUGUCUCGCUCUGUGAGAAAGCCACUGGCAGAAGCUAACCGCAACAGCCCGACGAAAUCACAGUGUAGCAGUGCGUCGAAACGAAAUCAGGUAGAUGAUUCUUUCCCGGGGAGACAGCCCCAGGAGAAUUUUGGGGAGAACAGGCUUCAUAAUUUGGAUUUGGAUAUGGACCUGGAGUUUUCGAGAGACUUUCUCUUUUCGAGCACGGCUUUUACGGGAUCAACAGAUCAAAUAGCUCCACAGUGA